GAGAAAUACCACGUUGAUCUCAGUACAACGUCUUUGUUUCUCGUGGCCAGCUUUGUGCCGUGCGCAUUCCUAUUUAUUGCGAUUCUUAAGGUUCCUUUUUUCCCAUCCUUCUCCUGAUUUUCCUCCUCAACGCCUGCCCGCACCAAACGUUCACGAAAGCGAACACCACGGCACAUACUCACACUUCUCUGAGAUCGCUAGACUCUCGACUUGAGCGGGUUUUCCUUAACAGACACACAUACACAACGAAUACAGAUUGAUAAAAUAGGAAGUAGACGCAUAGAGACGAACAACUGCUGUUCCCAGUCGGUUUUUGCCCUCAAAAAAGGGAAUAUCAACGCCUUUCAGAAUGGACCGCUCAGCGCAGUUUGGCAGCGGCUCGUCGCUCCAUAGAGACGAAGGGGAGUCGCAAAGUCUGUCGCAGGCCCGCCCUCGACCGGCCAUUCGCCUCGACGCCUCCCUUUCCUUUCUUCACGCAGGCAGCAGAGCCGGCAGCCCGCGAAGCGGCCCGGCAAGUCCGGCGCUCGGCCCCGCACACGCCUCCGCCAUGUUCGCCACAAGGGACGUCAACACGGAGAGCUCCUACCCGGGACCGCACGGCGCGCUCAAGUCACGCAGCGGGUACCGGCGAGAGAUCAGCAGUAGCCUGCAGGCGACGUCGGCCUCGCUCUCGCUCGGGUCGUCGCGGCCGCGUUCACACCACCGACACCCACCGCAGCAGCCGCAGCAGGCAGGGCUUGGCGGAAGAGCAACGGAGGCGGCGGGAGACGAGUUGGGCUCGCACAAAGAAGCACGCGGUCUCUCCUCCCUCGCCGUGAUGGAUGCGGUGCUGGAUAGUGAGGCGACGGUGAUGACGCGUCCAUCGGAGCCGCGCAUGAACGGCGGCGGCGACCCGGUGGAGGAAGAUCAGGAGAGCUGGCAACCGCAGCGGACGGCGUCGCCCGCGCCGCGGAUGGCCGUCACCCUUCCCGAUGACUUCGACGGAGACUUCAGCGAGUCUCACAGUGCAGCUGUGGCGGUGGCGGCUGGCUUCCCUGUUACUGAGGCGGGCAUCCAGUCGACCACGUUGCCGCACGGGGCGGAGGCGACGGCAGUGAUGCCGGGCAGAAGCGUCAACUUCUCGAAUGCGUCUUCUUUCUCUUUUCAUUUGAAAGCGAGCAGCGGUGAGCCGGCGGAGGACAACGGCAACGAGGAGGAGGGAGUGAGCUGCCGUAGCCGCAGCAGCCGCGGGUGGUCCACGACGCCACCGCCGCGUCGCGCCUUUGUGCUGUCGCAACGCUGCAGCGCCGCCUCGACUGUCGCCGCCGGAGACGACGAUGACAACGAUGAGAGGCCGGUCACGGACCACCACGCAGCGGGUGCGGAGGAGGAGAAGCCACAAGACGUGCCUGCGCAGGCGGUGCACAACGUUGAUGAUGUGGCGGCCCCCAUCCCAACAGGAGACGCGACAGUGACUGCGGUGCGCGGAAGCGCGGUGCUCGUGAUGGACAGUAACGACGAUUCGCAGCGCUUCUUCGGACAGCUGCGGAGAGAGGAGCGCGAACGGCGUGAUCGCCGUCAUCGGCGGCAGCAGCUCCACUCCGAGGAAGAAAAAUCGCAAGAAGAAGGUGGGGAAGGUGCUGAUGGCGUCGUCAGAGAAGAAGAGAGGGAUGGGACUGCACCAACGUUGCCUGUCGGACGACUCGCACCGGGGCAAGUGGUGGAAGAAGGCGGAGAGGACACGAAGAGCGGUGCAGCUGUGGGAACGCAGGCACAAAACGAGUCCGAAGUUGGCUGCGAGGAUAUCAACAGUCCACAGCACGAGAACGGCACCGAGGAUGUUCCUUCCUUCGCCGCUCGCGAGUCGGCGGGACUGCGCCUGAGCGACUGCGUGAGCGGCAGCAGUCGCAGCAGCAUGCUGAGCCCCUUGCCUCGGCCCGUCGCGUCCGUUGCGCAGACCGUCGCUGCUGGCGGUGCUGUGCGCCAGCCGCCGCGCAUCUCCCCAGCGCACCAGCGGGAGGAAGAGGAUGAGGAACGCGUUGGUGCGGAGGGCGAGAAGAAAGAAGAAGGUCCACAGAGUGACGCGGCUGUGCGUGCGGUGUACGCGGAGGGCGGUGAGAAUGAGCCCAAAGGACGCGAUGUGAAUUUCAUUGAGGGCGCGGUCGUGGCAGAGGAUGCUGCGGCGCCGGAUCAGCUCGACCGAGCAGACAACGACGAGGACGAAGGCGAGAAGGGCGUCGCCGCCCUCGAUUCGAUCUUCGAGGAGCACGCCGAGCCGUCUGUCUCCACCACACGGACCACCGCGAACACGGCCAUGAGCGCAGCGGCGGUGAGUUCGCUUUGGUUGGUCCGCGGACCCACGCCUACACCGCUGCGGCAACGGCGGCGCGGCGACUGCGACGAGAGUCCCGAAAGGGAAACAGACAAAGCAGCAGCGGCAGAUGAAGCGAAGCUCAGCGCUUCCCCGACCGUUGAAACGGAGCAGGCGGAGGCAGAAGCGGUUACGCAGAACACCGACGAGGAUGAAAUGGCGACGACUGCGCUGCCCAUCACGCUGAAGGACGCCACCUCGCCGCCGCGCUCCGCCGCGCUCUCAGUAACCUCGGAAGAAGAGGAGGUCGAGGAAGAAGACACUGCGUCGAAGAAGCCCAAGGAGAGAAACACGAACGAGGUGCCCCACGCACCGUCGCAGCGCACGGUGGCAUCACCGCCUCUUCCACCCCACGCGUUCCGUGAUGACGACUCUUGCUCGCCGGAGCCGCAGCGGCCGGUGGCGCUGCAGCAGGAGGAGGAGGUCACCGUCGCCGCAACAACUCGGUGGAAGGCCGCCCUUUCACCCGUGUCGUCGCCGGACCGCCGCCACCACCACCCUGCCGUAGAGGGCGUGCGCACUGAGCAGGAAGCAGCGCCAACGUCUUUCACCUCUUCCCACGCCAAAGCAGAUCCGCUACCGGCGAAGACGCGGAAGGAGCUCGACCUCCUGCGGCCCUCCCCCUCGACCUCCGCGACCCACUCCUCCGUCGUUGGCAGCGGGGUGACACCCGACCGGCAGAAGAACGCGCGCACCCACAUCACCACCACCACCACCGUCACGUCAGUGCCGUCGUCGCCCUCGACGACGCUGAGCGAGUCCGCGCGUGUCAGCGAAGAAGUGCGAGAGUUGGUGGAGCGUGCGCAGGCAGAAGUGCGGCGGACACGCGCUUCCCUCCUCGCCACCAUGCGCGACCACCGCGCCGAUUUUCAUCUCACCGACGUCGCGCCCGCGUCGCCACCGGCGGAGUCGGCCGGGCCAUCCCCGCCGACCACCCCCACGCGCAGCCUGGUGCUGCCACCCGUCGCGAGCACGUCGGUGGCCACCGCACAUGGCCGUACCGACGCACCAUCAACAACACCGUCUGCUGCUGCUGCUGCGCUCAUAGCCAACACCACCCCAAGUACAACUGGGCAGACUGGCCGAGCAUCAGAGCAGCUGCGCACGGCCGCCGUGACGCUGCGCCCGCAGCUCGCCGAGGCCGCAGAUGCCAUACUACGUCGUCUGCAGGGCUACGACACCCGGCAGCACGGCGUACUGCCCAUGGAGACGGUGAUGCGUGUUGCGUACUUCGUGGUGGUGCGGCGAGGGAUGCCGGUGGCAACGUGGACGCUGCGUACGGUGGGCGGCGGCAUCGCCUCGACGCCCAUGCGGGCCUCGAUGGUGAUGCAGAGCAAGGAGGAGGCCGACAUGCCGAGCGCGCGACGCUACGCAACGGGUUCUGCUGCUGCUGCUGGUACUGAAGGUCGUCGUGCAGCACUGUUGGCGACUACCCCGCUGGGCCGCAGCUUGCGUGGGGUGCGUAGUGAGGUCCACCGUGCAAUAGCGACUUACUCGACUCCUCACAAUCAGCUUCUCUCAGAGGCGGAGGGGUUGACGUGUGCGGCGAAGACCCCGUCGUUGCUUGCCGGCAGCUCUGUCGGUGUAAAGCGGACCCGCAGUGAAGAGGAGUCGGAGACGGAAGCCCCGGGGCGCCCCGCCACGCUGAUGUCGCCCAGUCGCACGCUGGAGCAGGUGAUGGCACGCCAGGAACGUCGUGCCGAGGAAGAGCGCUCCUUGAACUUUUACUUCACCGUGUUGGAGGCGUUCAAGCAGGUCUUCGGGGAGCGCUAUGCGUGGCACCACCUCGGGGCCACGAACGCGAGCCGGCACGACAGCGCUGCGGUGAAGCGGUCUAGGGCAGACCAAAGCAUCGCCGCCACCGCCACAGAGAAGCAAAGUAAAGACAACGGGAGCGGCGACGUUGUAGAAGCGGAGAAGGACGGAGAAGACGCCGCUGCGGGUUUUGACAUUGAGAACGAACUCAACGACAUCGCGGCGCCGCUCGAGACCGUUUUCCCGCGUCUGCGCCAGCAGUACGCCCUUCACCAGAGGGACGGGACGGCGACACCAGGGAUGGGCUUCGCGCAGCGACCACCACCACUUGACGUGCUCGUGUACUAUCGCACCUUCACUGACAGCUUACGCGAGCUGUGA
This is a messenger RNA of Leptomonas pyrrhocoris, 4486 nucleotides long. RefSeq lists its product as hypothetical. The record is from RefSeq and is a predicted model, not a curated record. The transcript has a single exon. Bases 350 to 4486 code for a protein of 1378 amino acids. NCBI's taxonomy places the organism in Eukaryota, Euglenozoa, Kinetoplastea, Trypanosomatida, Trypanosomatidae.